Messenger RNA from Macaca mulatta (Rhesus monkey), 5934 nucleotides. RefSeq names its product F-box protein 21 (gene FBXO21). Gene Ontology annotation, molecular function: DNA binding; protein binding. The record is from RefSeq and is a predicted model, not a curated record. Lineage: Eukaryota; Metazoa; Chordata; Mammalia; Primates; Cercopithecidae.
CGCGCGCGCGCGGCCCCAGGUACGCGGACAAGAUGGCGGCGGCAGCAGUCGACAGCGCGAUGGAGGUGGUGCCGGCGCUACCGGAGGAGGCCGCGCCGGAGAUAGCGGGCCUCAGCUGCCUGGUCAACCUGCCGGGUGAGGUGCUGGAGUACAUCCUAUGCUGCGGCUCGCUGACGGCCGCCGACAUUGGCCGUGUCUCCAGCACCUGCCGGCGGCUGCGCGAGCUGUGCCAGAGCAGCGGGAAGGUGUGGAAGGAGCAGUUCCGGGUGAGGUGGCCUUCCCUUAUGAAACACUACAGCCCCACCGACUACGUCAAUUGGUUGGAAGAGUAUAAAGUUCGGCAAAAAGCUGGGUUGGAAGCGCGGAAGAUUGUAGCCUCGUUCUCAAAGAGGUUCUUUUCAGAGCACGUUCCUUGUAAUGGCUUCAGUGACAUUGAGAACCUUGAAGGACCAGAGAUUUUUUUUGAGGAUGAACUGGUGUGUAUCCUAAAUAUGGAAGGAAGAAAAGCUUUGACCUGGAAAUACUACGCGAAAAAAAUUCUUUACUACCUGCGGCAACAGAAAAUUUUAAAUAAUCUUAAGGCCUUUCUUCAGCAGCCAGAUGACUAUGAGUCAUAUCUUGAAGGUGCUGUAUAUAUUGACCAGUACUGCAAUCCUCUCUCCGAUAUCAGCCUCAAAGACAUCCAGGCCCAAAUUGACAGCAUCGUAGAGCUCGUUUGCAAAACUCUUCGGGGCAUAAACAGUCGCCACCCCAGCUUGGCCUUCAAGGCAGGUGAAUCAUCCAUGAUAAUGGAAAUAGAACUCCAGAGCCAGGUGCUGGAUGCCAUGAACUAUGUCCUUUACGACCAACUGAAGUUCAAGGGGAAUCGAAUGGAUUACUAUAAUGCCCUAAACUUAUAUAUGCAUCAGGUUUUGAUUCGCAGAACAGGAAUCCCAAUCAGCAUGUCUCUGCUCUAUUUGACGAUUGCUCGGCAGUUGGGAGUCCCACUGGAGCCUGUCAACUUCCCAAGUCACUUCUUACUAAGGUGGUGCCAAGGCGCAGAAGGGGCGACCCUGGACAUCUUUGACUACAUCUACAUAGAUGCUUUUGGGAAAGGCAAGCAGCUGACAGUGAAAGAAUGCGAGUACUUGAUCGGCCAGCACGUGACUGCGGCACUGUAUGGUGUGGUCAAUGUCAAGAAGGUGUUACAGAGAAUGGUGGGAAACCUGUUAAGCCUGGGGAAGCGGGAAGGCAUCGACCAGUCGUACCAGCUCCUGAGAGACUCGCUGGAUCUCUAUCUGGCAAUGUACCCGGACCAGGUGCAGCUUCUCCUCCUCCAAGCCAGGCUUUACUUCCACCUGGGCAUCUGGCCAGAGAAGUCUUUCUGUCUUGUCUUGAAGGUGCUUGACAUCCUCCAGCACAUCCAAACCCUAGACCCGGGGCAGCACGGGGCGGUGGGCUACCUGGUGCAGCACACUCUAGAGCACAUUGAGCGCAAAAAGGAGGAGGUGGGCGUGGAGGUGAAGCUGCGCUCCGAUGAGAAGCACAGGGAUGUCUGCUACUCCAUCGGGCUCAUUAUGAAGCAUAAGAGGUAUGGCUAUAACUGUGUGAUCUACGGCUGGGACCCCACCUGCAUGAUGGGACACGAGUGGAUCCGGAACAUGAACGUCCACAGCCUACCGCACGGCCACCACCAGCCUUUCUAUAACGUGCUGGUGGAGGACGGCUCCUGUCGAUACGCAGCCCAAGAAAACUUGGAGUAUAACGUGGAGCCUCAAGAAAUCUCACACCCUGAUGUGGGACGCUAUUUCUCAGAGUUUACUGGCACUCACUACAUCCCAAACGCAGAGCUGGAGAUCCGGUAUCCAGAAGAUCUGGAGUUCGUCUAUGAAACGGUGCAAAAUAUUUACAGUGCAAAGAAAGAGAACAUAGAUGAGUAAAGUCUAGAGAGGACAUUGCACCUUUGCUGCUGCUGCUGCUAUCUUCCAAGAGAACGGGACUCCGGAAGAAGACGCCUCCACGGAGCCCUAGGGACCUGCUGCACCAGGAAAGCCACUCCACCAGUAGUGCUGGUUGCCUCCUACUAAGUUUAAAUACCGUGUGCUCUUCCCCAGCUGCAAAGACAAUGUUGCUCUCCGCCUACACUAGUGAAUUAAUCUGAAAGGCACUGUGUCAGUGGCAUGGCUUGUAUGCUUGUCCUGUGGUGACAGUUUGUGACAUUCUGUCUUCAUGAGGUCUCACAGUCGACGCUCCUGUAAUCAUUCUUUGUAUUCACUCCAUUCCCCCGCCUGUCUGCAUUUGUCUCAGAACAUUUCCUUGGCUGGACAGAUGGGGUUAUGCAUUUGCAAUAAUUUCCUUCUGAUUUCUCUGUGGAACAUGUUCGGUCCCGAGUGAGGACUGUGUGUCUUUUUACCCUGAAUUUAGUUGCAUAUUCAGAGGUAAAGUUGUGUGCUAUCUUGGCAGCAUCUUAGAGAUGGAGACAUUAACAAGCUAAUGGUAAUUAGAAUCAUUUGAAUUUAUUUUUUUCUAAUAUGUGAAACACAGAUUUCAAGUGUUUUAUCUUUUUUUAAAAUGUAAAUGGGAAUAUAACACAGUUUUCCCUUCCAUAUUCCUCUCUUGAGUUUAUGCACAUCUCUAUAAAUCAUUAGUUUUCUAUUUUAUUACAUAAAAUUCUUUGAGAAAAUGCAAAUAGUGAACUUUGUGAAUGGAUUUUUCCAUACUCAUCCACAAUUCCUUUUAAAUGACUACUUUUAUUUUUUAAUUUUAAAAAUCUACUUCAAUAUCAUGAGUAGGUCUUACAUCAGUGAUGGGUUCUUUUUGUAGUGAGACAUACAAAUCUGAUGUUAAAUGUUUGCUCUUAGAAGUCAUACUCCAUGGUCUCCAAAGACCAAAAAAUGAGGUUUUGCUUUUGUAAUCAGAAAAAAAAAAAAAUCAUGAACCUUAAAAAAAAAAAAAGGUUUUGAAGGGAAGAAAAGUGGUUCCACACCUCUUGCUAUUCCUUAGAGUCACUUCAAGGCCUGUUUGAAUGUGGCAGGUUAGAAUGAGAGAGAAUGUCUUUGAUUUGAAGAGUGUUGGACUUGCGUGAAAGGAGAUGUGCGUGUUGGAAUCUGCUUCUCCAAGCUGCCAGGGUCCUGAAGGCAGCAGGAUGAAGCCUGUUGUGGCGUCUUUUGGGAAAGCCUGACUGUGUGUUCAGACGGCACUGGCUCCUUUCCGAAGUUCUUAGUAACUGAGCCUAGAGUAACUGCACGCCUUCGUGCAGCUCCGGAGCUCCCCCAACUCUCGGCCUGCCGGUUCUCAAGUGAGCUAAUCUCGUCAUUCAUCAGUGGAAGCUAACUUCUGAAGUUAGGACCUACUUACUUUGCUCUCAGCGUUUAAAAUGAUGCAGUUGCUCUAAUGAAUGGGGCAUUAGGGGCCUGUCUGUGCACCUGUCUUUCCCUCUGCAUGCAGUAUUCUCACCCACGUUGAAUGCCUGCUGCUUGUUUACCCUUUGGGAACCCUGGGGUGACUGAGGUUUGGAAAGCCACCUAAGACCACUUCAUAGCAAGGGAAGGCUUUAAGCAGUUACUAGAAAGAGAUGGGGAUUUGGCCCCUGGCUCCUCCAUCCUGAAUUAGCUAUUAUCCACUGUCCACGUUCCUCAUCAGUCAAAUCCAAAGUCAAAGGAUUUGAACCUGCAUCUGAAAAUGUGACCACUCGCAGCACCUGACCCGCCGAGGUUGGGAGGAUUGUACACUACUCUCAUUUAAAGGGGAAAGUUCGGUAAUAUGGAAUUAAUAUGAAUGAGAUGCAUUAAUAAGAAACUGAGCAUGCUGAGAGUUGCAAUUGUUGGUUUUCUGGUUUGAUUGAUUUCCUUUUUUCUUAGAAACAUCAAAGCCAAGAAAGAUCGUUUUACCUUUACUGACCCAGCUGUAAAUAUGUACCUAGACUGUUUUUAAAUGUCUUUCUUCAUGAAUGCUUCACGGGGCUCCAGGAAGCCUGUAUCACCUGUGUAAGUUGGUAUUUGGGCACUUUAUAUUUUUCUAAAAAACGUGUUUUGGAUCCUGUACUCUAAUAAAUCAUAAGUUUCUUUUUAAAAAUUUUCCAAAACUUUUCUCCAUUUUAAAAAGCCCUGUUACAAAAGUCGAACUUUCACUAUGUUAAAAUGUUAAAUAUUUGGAUAUAGCAACUUCUUUUCUCUUCAAAUGAAUGCCAAGAUUUUUUUGUACAAUGAUUAAUAAAUGGAACUUAUCCAGAGAAACCACGCAAAUGGCCUGCCCAAUUUCGUUUCAGGACAGAAAGCCCAGCCAUGACUUGAGUAGAAUGUGUCUCACCUCUCUUCGGAUCUAAAUAUGAAAAGUAUGUUCUGCUGAAUUUUUCUGAGCAUUGGUGAGCGGACAGCCUACCUGUAAACCAUGACCUCCUUGCCAAACGUUCAUUUUAUCAGCUCACUAGUAACCUUUGAGAAUUAUCUAGUUGUCAUGCAAAGAUUGCACUUUUUGAAUUAUGUUAAGUUACACAUGUUGUAAAAUGAGAACUGCUCAUGCUUUGAAAGAAAACCAGGUUCUUCGUGCGUUCUGUUGCCGUUGAUUUGAAUGGCUGCGCUGUAUACGAUGUGUCCAAAAUGUCUCCAGAGCACUGAUUCUGUGUAAUGUUAUUACCUAUUAUGUGGGAGGAAAAAAGGUUAUAGGUUAAACAAAGUCAGUCGACUGUAUGGUGGUGUUUCUCCAUACCUGUAACGCACAGGACUGUGCGUCGUCACUUUCUAAGGAGUGUGCAGCGUGUGUGUCGUCUUGAUAUAUUAAACCCUGGAAUUUCCCUCCCCUACACGCACGCACCAUCCCCGGGGGUCCGGUGUUUGCAGACUUGCUUUGAAAAGCUGUCUCAGCGAGACAUCAGUUCUGUCCAAAGUGAGUUUACCUUAGAAUCAGACUGGUUUUGCCAGGCGUCACGUUUGCAAACAUUAUCCACCUAAUCAGAUUUUGAAAGGACAGUUUUCCUGUUGGCUGCCUGAGACUUAUAACAGAUCCCCAUUAGAAGCGCAUUUACACAGCAGAAUGAUUUUAUUGAGAAAACCAGCGUUAAGUACUGUUGCCAGCUCAGUUUUCCAUUGCAUACUGUCUACUUAAAGUCUCGUUCUCAUUUUUAAAUGUUUCGGUCUUUCUCCACGGAGAACACUGAGCAGAGCGGCCGCGUUGCAGGCUUUCUGCUGCUGCUGUCAGGUAUCUUUGCUUUCCCCUCCUUAGUCCUUACUCCCAAGUAAGUGAACUCAGACUACCAGCAACUUUUUAACUGAAGAGUGUCUGUGACCAUGAUGAUCAAGAUGCAGCUCUUCAUGUUUUUAUUUAUUUAUUUAUUUAUUUUUGGAGGGAAGGAGAGACAUCAGCUGGACAAAAUGCAGAAUUUGGAUGUGGGACAAUUGCUUUUUGGAGACGUGAAUAGCUGUACUGUACGUAUUAUUUUGUGUGGCAUGCUCACUUCGAGCCGGGCACUGGCCUAAUCAAGUCUUUGUAAUCCUCCCAGCAAUCCGAUGAGGCAGGCGCAGAUAGUAAAGUUUUAGGCUUUGCAGGCCGCGUACAGACUGUCGCAUGUUCUCUGUUUUUAAAACUGUCAACAACAUUCUUAGCUCAAGGGCUGUACAAAAACAGGCUGCAGACGGGAUGGUGCCCACAGGCCAUAGUUAGCUGACCCGGGCUAGGGUGUAGGCACUUAGCAUUCCACUGUAUAAAGGGGAAACCCAGGUCAUACUGCGUGUGCGUGGGUGGGAAGCUGGAUGUGGAAUACAGGUGGUCCCUGAGUCACCAGGAACCACUGAGCUCCAGCUGUUCACACCCACACUCUCCGGCGCAAGCAACUACCUCGCCAUGGUUUAGCCUUGGUCUAGCCGCAACUUUAACCUUGAAUGUUGCAUUUCUGAAAAUUUAGAAUCUUGAAGGUAAAGGACAUCCCUUCAGUGAAUAAAAUUAUGUGCAAUUAUAGAA